Hyposmocoma kahamanoa is the source of this 644-nucleotide messenger RNA. RefSeq names its product nuclear hormone receptor HR96-like. Gene Ontology annotation, biological process: cell differentiation; positive regulation of transcription by RNA polymerase II; negative regulation of transcription by RNA polymerase II. The record is from RefSeq and is a predicted model, not a curated record. The annotation marks the transcript as partial. Gene Ontology annotation, molecular function: RNA polymerase II cis-regulatory region sequence-specific DNA binding; nuclear receptor activity. The transcript is spliced from 5 exons. NCBI's taxonomy places the organism in Eukaryota, Metazoa, Arthropoda, Insecta, Lepidoptera, Cosmopterigidae.
GGAUAGAGCCGAAUUCCAUGGAGUCGAUAUUGUGCGAAGCGAUCAAACUGGAGUUCGAAGCGUAUACCUCUGUCAACCAUUGCAGCGGUUCUUCGAGGGAACUCAAUGAGGUGGAGCGCGCGAAAUUAAACGAACUCAUCGUAGCCAACAAAGCCUUGCACGACCCUAUAGAGGACGACGUGUCCCAGCUCAUCGGGGACAACGCCACAGCCAACCUGAGAGAGGGCGGCGGCAAGCACGAUCCACGGCUAGUGACAAUCGUGAACUUAACGGCCGUGGCCAUCCGCCGUUUCAUCAAGAUGGCCAAGAAGAUCAGUGCCUUCAAGAACAUGUGCGAAGAGGACCAGGUGGCAUUGCUAAAAGGCGGUUGCAUAGAAAUGAUGGUGCUAAGAAGUACGAUGACGUACGACGGACAACGAAAACAAUGGAAGAUUCCGCACAGCCAAGAGCAGUUCCGCGAAAUAAACACCGACGUCCUGAAGCUAGCGAAAGGCAACAUCUACCAUUCGUUCACGCACUUCAUCAGCUCGUUCGAGGCGCGUUGGCGAUGCGACGAGCACGUCAUUUUGAUCAUGAGCGCCAUCCUGCUGUUCAGCCCCGACCGGUCCAAGGUCGUGCACCGGGACGUCAUCAAGCUCGAACAG